GAGUCAGCAUCAAGGAGAGAGAAAGAAAGAGCGAGAAAAAAAGUGUCCAGUUUCAGAUUUACAGUGGUAGUGGGCGAGAUUUGGCCGAGCUCUUACAGCACACUGAGGACACAUUCAGAGGAGGAGCAGGAAGACAGAUUUACAUGGUGAGAACAGCUAUGGCUGCUCUGGAGCUGCACACUGUACACAUUCUGUCCUGUGGUGAUCAAAGCUAAUAAAUGACAGCCACUUCAGUGUAAAAAUACACACAAAAAUCUAUUUUUUUUUAUCCGCUUCAAUCAUGUGACAUUAAUGAAACUGUCUUUCCCAACCCACAGGAGCUGCUUCUUCCAAGCUGCCUACUCACAUUUACUGUGGUAUUAUGGUGAUUAAUGCGCCCAAAAUCCAAUUUUUGUCAUGCAAUAUAGGAUAAUGCAUAUGCCAUUUAUAAACUGAAGUGCUGUAUUUGGAUAACUGGGGCUCAGAUUCUAAACUAAAACCAGCUUUGAACGCUUUCCGACAAGCGUUCGGUUUCACACUGGGUUUGUAUGUCAAACCUCCACUGUUUACAUCCAUAAACAUUUAGUCGCACCGCAAACCAUCAUUAAUUUCACUCUGUGUAACCAGUAAUAACAGAGCAGAGCAGGAAAUGGGCCAUUAUGAGUGUCUGUGUGAAGGUCUGUCCUCCUGACUCAAACUAAAUUGGGAUAAACCCCCGUAGGUGUGUGUAUGUGUGUGUGUUUGUGUGCCUCUUUUGGGGUUUUACUCCUUAUUUAAGACCAAUAUUUACUAAGCAGCCCCAGGGUGAGAUUACCUCAUAUUCUCCCGCCCAGCUGUGCUUUCUCAGCGUUUCCACGACAACUGCCGGAAUGUCCCAUCAUGUUUAUCCGCCUGCCAGGAAAACACAGAGCGAGAGGAAGAAGAAGCAGCAGAGGAAGAUGGAGAAGAUACACUGAGGUUGGUGAGUGUAUACACAGCAGACGCUCAUACAUUCACACUCUUCAGUGUAUGGAAUAGUCAGCUCAGGAAUGCAUUAGGCUCUUCAAAUAGAAAAAAGACAAAGAGUUGGUGAUGUUUUCUUGGUGUAAGUGGGUCAGAACCAGCAGCACAGUCAACAACACAAUGGAAGUUUAUGAGUAUCACUGUCACACUAUGGUGUUUUAUCAUAUAUUACGUCAAAAUGUCCACUUUGCAGAAAACUAUAACACUGGCGCAUCCACAUCAUUUCAGACCUGCCAAUUGUUUGAAGAAAUGCAAGUCUUAGCGCCAGAGGUGCUGCUUUGGGCUCCACCAUCACCCCAAACUUCCCAAAAAGAACAAACCAAAAUAAUGUCCUCCUUUAUGGGAUUAAUAGGAUCAGUUACAUAAUCCAAAAAUAAAAUUUUUUUCAUGCCUCUGGAAUAAUUCGUAGGCAAGUGAGCGGACUGUAAAGCCACCAACUUUUUACAAACUGAAUUCAGCAACAUCCAGAGCUCCACUUAUCACCACAGAAGGUCCUAUCUCAUGUAUUAAAGGCAAUUCAGUUAUCAUGCAGAUUAACCUUUUGUGGUCAUCCUGAGGUCAAAUUAAAUUCAAGUAAAAAAAGAAAACAUUAGUGGUGUUCAGUGUAAUCAUGUAACGACAUAACCUCAACAUAAGACAAGUUUUUCCAAAUGCUGUGAACUCUUCCUAGUUUGUUGGGCACAGUGAUGAGCUGUGCAUGAGCUUUGACACUUUUCCAUGAGGCAUCAUUAUCAUUAAGUUAUAGCAGUGAAAUGUGCAAAAACACUCCAACACUGGCCCUGUCACAUUGCUUUUAGAUGACCUGUUAUGUGUAAAACAAGAACAUGAUGGUAAAACCACUCAGCAGUUUUUGUAAUUAUAGUGAUCAGGCACUCUUUAGAGGAUUACAGUCCACAGUUGUACCAGUGGCUCUCCCUGCAGUGUGGACACUGUCCUGCCAUGGGAACGGACAGUUAUUUGCUUUAAUUUGCAACAGAAAAGCUUGUGGUGUGUAGUGACUGUUAGGGAAUGUUCUAUUUGGUCUUCCCCUGGCCGGUUUAAGUGAUAAAAGUGUCAUUAUUUAGCCUCUGAGGCAGAGGGGAGAGUGCAAACAAGACUGUAUGACCCUCUGUCAAGGGCCUCCGUUCUUCAGCAGCUCAUUAAGGGCCUCCAGAAAGACAGCACAUCAAUUGGCAGGACCCUCCGGCUUCCUCUCGGCCUUUUAAGCCUCACUAAACCCACUCACCGGCCGACCAACGGCAGAAAUGGACUCAAUUUAAAGCUGGAGGGAACAUGAAAGAUGUCGCGCUGCGAGGUGGUAUUGGCGACUUAUUAAAACAGCAGGAACAGGUCCUUGGAUUUGAGCCAAAUAGGAUCUCACCCUGUUGUGCACUGACCGGAUUUGGAGAAAGUUGGAUUUACGUGUUGGGAUGCUCUUCUGCUUUGGCCCUGUGUCUGGUGAGUGGUUUUAGCCACUCUAAAGGCUGUGAUUGGACUCAAUUUUUGCGCUUGACUGAACACCAGACGUAUAAAAGUGAUAUAUUCUGCCUGAAGCUGCAGUUGGGGACUGAAUAUGGAGAUGCAAGGCCGCUUAGUGGACUCCACCUUAAUCAACUUUGUCAGUGAUAUGAACCUGAUGGAGUUUCCACCAAAGUAUGCUUUAGCACCGAAACAGCAGGUGGAUGAAACCCCAACCAGGCCGAGCAACCAGACGCGGCUGAACGACUCUUCCUGGAGCAGAGACCUGGAAGACGGUGUGAGCACCAAGCAUCUGAUGAUGGGUUCACCGAGGUACUACGGGACGCACGGACACACCAGGUCCAAACGGAGGAGGAUCAUCACCGUGGUCCAGCGACAGGCGGCCAAUGUGCGGGAAAGAAAGCGGAUGUUUAGCCUGAAUGAGGCGUUUGAUGAACUGAGGAGAAAAGUUCCCACAUUCGCCUAUGAGAAGAGACUCUCUCGUAUCGAGACCCUGCGCCUCGCCAUCGUCUACAUCUCCUUCAUGACGGACCUGCUGGAGAACACCUGAGACGAAAGGGUACAAAAUCCGUAAAGACUGAACCGAACUGGAUUGUUUCAGCAAUAACAUAACAUAACAGAUUAGAAUGACCUUCAGUAGCUAUUCAUUGUUUUCAUUCAAACUGCAUACUUUUUACGCAAAUUAGAUCACAAAACUGAAAUUUUUAAAGAAACGUUUGGGACUCUACACAGCUUUGGUGGGAAAGCUAUCGCUAAAUCAGUGACAACUUGAUAUUAUCGUAUUUAUUUGGUCUGACACAAACAAGCCCAGAGCCCCACCUGCAGAUAUUUCAUUUAAUAUAUGUGACUUAUUCAUUCCUAAAAUAAACGUAAAUUUUGAGGCUAUGUAUGUGGUAUUUGCUUGGCAAUAUAAUUUCCAAUUAAAUAGCAUUAAAUUAAA
Acanthochromis polyacanthus (spiny chromis) is the source of this 3379-nucleotide messenger RNA. It is a transcript of the gene ferd3l, whose product is annotated as fer3-like protein. Gene Ontology annotation, biological process: developmental process; regulation of transcription by RNA polymerase II. Lineage: Eukaryota; Metazoa; Chordata; Actinopteri; Pomacentridae. The record is from RefSeq and is a predicted model, not a curated record. The coding region runs from base 2534 to 2989 and encodes 151 amino acids. Gene Ontology annotation, molecular function: RNA polymerase II transcription regulatory region sequence-specific DNA binding; protein dimerization activity; DNA-binding transcription factor activity, RNA polymerase II-specific. The transcript has a single exon.